This is a messenger RNA of Schizosaccharomyces osmophilus, 2460 nucleotides long. RefSeq names its product kinesin-14 family minus-end directed microtubule motor Klp2 (gene klp2). Lineage: Eukaryota; Fungi; Ascomycota; Schizosaccharomycetes; Schizosaccharomycetales; Schizosaccharomycetaceae. The transcript has 2 exons. The record is from RefSeq and is a predicted model, not a curated record. Gene Ontology annotation, molecular function: microtubule motor activity; microtubule binding; ATP binding. Gene Ontology annotation, biological process: microtubule-based movement. The coding region runs from base 1 to 2460 and encodes 819 amino acids.
AUGGAGGAAAAUAGAAGUACAGGUUUACAAUCACGUAUACCAACUUCUACAAAAUCAUUGUCGCCAGCGCGCAAUGGAAUAAAGGAAUUUGACUCUCAUAUCCCUCCUCCAUCGGUAAAAACCAAUUUAUCAUCUCGUAUUCUGAAACCAAGAGCAUCCCUUUCUACAUUGAUCAAUGAAGCAAAUCUAAUAAAGCCAACCAAAUUGCCUAGCAAGAUGGCUCCUCCAGCAAGUGCUGGAAAGACGUCUCUUCCUGCUAUAAAGACAAGAGCUCCUGCUUCUUCGGGAAGACCAAAUGCCUCUAGACCAGUGGGAAACUCAGUGUAUAAGCGUUCCGUUUCAGCAUCUUCUCAUUUACAAAAACCUGCAAGUAUCCCACCAACUUCGAGAAGUAGUAUGGAUGAAACAAAAAGUUUCUCGGAUGAAAGCAUGACCACCUACUCGGAUGAGAGAACUGAGCCUUCUCCGAUUACAGAUAACUCUACUGAAGCUCGUCUUAGAAGCAUAGAGCUUGCUUAUUCCACUCUUUCUGAGAAAGUUUUACAAACAUCUACUCAGUCCCCUGAUGUAAAAGAUUUUUUUAGCCAACGUACUCAAAUGCUUGAAGAAUCUCUACAAAAUGAAAGAAGCCGAUCAUUGAGUUUACAAAAUGACUACUCGACUCUUCUUCGUGAAGUGGCAGAGCAUGAAGCCAACCAGAUUUAUUCCAAAAAGCAAAUGGAAACUUUGAAAGAAGUUUUUGAAGGUACGGAGCGAGAGCAUCAUCGUCAAAUCGAAGAUAUGGAAAUGAAUCAUGCAAGAGUAAUGGAAAAUGAGAGUUACAUCUAUCAGCAGAAACAACAAGAACGGGAGUUGCUAUAUACUGAAGAGCGCAACAAUUUACAACUUCAAUCGAAACAACGGAUGGAGGAAGUCGAAAAUCACUAUGAACAAUUAAUGAAAGGUGUCUCUGCUGAACAUGAAGCAGUGAUAAAAACCAUUACGGAAGAAAAGGACGCAUUUAUUAAAAAGGUACAGGAAGGUGCAUCGCUGGCUUUAAAGAAAACGACUGAGAAGCACGAGGCUACUAUACACGAGUUAGAGAUUAAGAUUAAACCUCUAGAAGAAAGCCGUGAUAAUUUUGCAUCUCAACUUGAACAAACUCAAAGUUCUUUGAAAUUGCAAAAAGACACAAGCACUUCUUUACAAGUGAGUCUUGAUGAAAGAAGCGCAGCACUCUUAAAAUCGGAAUCUAUGAAUCGUUCACUGGAAAGCACUAUUGUUGAAUUAGAAGGAAAAAACCAGAGUUUACAAAGUCGACUUUCUGAAGUGGAAUCACUUCUAGACGCUAGUAAUAGCGACAAACAGACUUUGAUCAACAAGCUUUUGAAAGAAGAAUCUGUGAGAAGGAAAUUACACAAUACGAUACAAGAAUUGAAGGGGAACAUCCGAGUAUUCUGCCGUGUCCGACCAUGCAUGGGAGAAGAAAAGCCAGCCGAAAUUAGUUACCCAGACCAAGGAGAAGACGCAAAUGAAAUAGAAGUGUUAACAGAAGGGACUGGCAGUUCUUUGAAUGGUAAUUCCCUAAAAAAGUAUCCAUUUAAGUUCGAUAGGGUUUUUGCACCAGACAUCAAUAAUGAGGAAAUUUUCGAUGAAAUUUCCCAGCUAAUACAAAGUGCUAUGGAUGGCUAUAAUGUUUGUAUCUUUGCCUAUGGACAGACCGGUUCUGGAAAAACGUACACGAUGUCUUCUCCCACGGGUAUGAUUCCAUGUGCAGUACAAAUGAUAUAUAAUCGAGCCUUUGGACUUCGCGAACGUGGAUGGGAGUAUCGCAUGGAAGGCCAAUUUCUCGAAAUCUACAACGAAAGCAUAAAAGAUUUGCUUGUAAGCAAUUCCAACGACGACGGCGACAAAAGAAGAUAUGAAAUCUACCAUGAUGCAAAAGAAGGAAAAACUUUUGUUACCAAUUUGACCCGUGAACCGUUGGAGAGCUCGGAGCAAGUGAGUUGGCUCUUAGAACAGUCUGCAAAGAAUCGAUUUGUGGCAGCGACAAAUGCCAACGAGCACUCUUCUAGAUCGCACUCUGUAUUUAUGCUUCACAUUCAAGGAAUAAACCACCUAACGGGCGAGAGAUGUCAUAGUACUUUGAAUUUGAUAGACUUGGCCGGAUCCGAACGGUUGUCACAUAGUCAAAGUACAGGAGAUCGACUAAAGGAAACACAAGCCAUUAACAAAAGCUUGAGUUGCUUGGGAGACGUAAUCCAUGCUUUAGGCAGCGAAAAAGAAGGGACGUACGUUCCAUAUCGAAAUUCCAAAUUGACAAAUUUACUUCAACAUUCAUUAGGAGGAAAUAGCAAAACAUUGAUGUUUGUCAACGUAUCCCCAGUUCAACAACACGUAUCGGAAACACUAUGCAGCUUGCGUUUCGCUACGAAGGUCAACAAUACCCAUAUUGGAACUGCCAGGCGUGUGAUGAAAUAA